AUGGCUGACCCACGGGAGACUCUAGAGGGGGAAGAAAUAGAGAUGUCAGUCCUCCAAGGGGGCUUCAACCGCCAGGAUCCAGAGGUACCGCCGCCUCUUCCCCCCAAGCAGUCCCGGCAGGACCCGUCCUGUCGCCCCAAACAGACCUGGACGGACCCGUCCUGUCGCCCCAAACAGACUGGUCACUCCGGACAAAUUCCGGAGAAUCCGACUCCCCGCGCUAGACGGAGAGGUGGAAGAAAGACCCGGAAGGAGCCGUCCCGUCCGCCUGAUCAGACUCUCGAGCUACCGACUCGUUCCACCGAACAGGCUUCGGGCGAAACUUCCCUUCCACCCGAACAGAGCCCAGGCCCGUCUCGUCGCUUCGGACGGAGAGGUGGAAGAAGGGCCUGGAAGGUACCGAUCGCGUACCAGGUACCGAUCGCGACUCGUCACAAGGACGAGACCCCGGUGAAACCGCCUCGUCCCCCCGAACAGGCUCCAGACGAACCAUCGGUGACGCCGAUCCGCCCCAAACAGAGAGACGGAAAAACGGCAGGCGUGUACCGGCACAGGCUACGGGAGGAAGACCUCGUCAAAGCUGCCGCUGAACCCAAUGUACAGGGCAGAUCUAGAUCUGCCGUCAGAUGGCAGUAA
This is a messenger RNA of Branchiostoma belcheri (Belcher's lancelet), 636 nucleotides long. RefSeq names its product proline-rich receptor-like protein kinase PERK10. The record is from RefSeq and is a predicted model, not a curated record. Lineage: Eukaryota; Metazoa; Chordata; Leptocardii; Amphioxiformes; Branchiostomatidae. The transcript is spliced from 3 exons. Bases 1 to 636 code for a protein of 211 amino acids.